Molecule: messenger RNA, 1337 nt
Organism: Darwinula stevensoni
Lineage: Eukaryota; Metazoa; Arthropoda; Ostracoda; Podocopida; Darwinulidae
Source: the annotation of a GenBank genome assembly
AUGCGGCAUUGUGGGCAGCUGAGCAGAGCUGCAAGCAUGGAUGAGUAUCUUCUGAAAAGGAGGACCCAUGAUUCAGAAACACUACAGGCCUUGUACAGCCUCUGGGUCCAAGCUUCUCAUGUGGACCUCACCAUUUCUUGUGACGAUCGGUCCACAAAAGUGCACAAGCUCGUCCUCAUAGCUUCCAGUGGCUAUUUUCAAAAACUCUUCAGCCGUGACUCCAAGGACAAUGUCAACGCGAUCCACUUCCUGGAGACGUCGUUCGAGCUCCUAAAUCUCGCCGUGAAAUUCAUGUACUGUGGGGAAGUGAAUGUCCCAAGUGAGAAGUUUCCAUCAUUCAUGAAGCUGGCAGAGAAGCUGGAAAUCAAGGGCCUCUCUCAGGGAGCCACCACGAACGGCAACGGAUCCUUGGAGGCCGAGCCCCUCAAGACCCCGAUUUUGCGGUCUGAAAUGCCCAGGAACAGAAAGAGAAAGAGUCACCCAGAAAAGACGCUCAGAGAUCGAGAUACUCCUUCGUCGCUUCCAAUGUACCAACCCUCGUUUUACCAAUAUCCCAUGGACAUGUCCCAAAGUAUCGUGACUACCAACGGGGAUGAAUCUUUCUCAGAUCAUCAGACACCAACUGUGAAAGAGGAAAUGGAGGAUUAUGAUAUCCGUGAUGAGGAAAAGGAAACCCAGGUUGAUGUAAAACUGGAUGGAGAAAGUGAGAGCUCAUCAAAUGGUGGUCCUCCAGAGCUUCAGCCUCAAAUAGCUGACGAGUUGAUACAGCAGAUGGAGGACACAGGGAAACCUGUCUUUACCCCUGAGGAAAUUGACCCCAAGGGCCAGAUUGUGAGGACAGGGGCAGUGUCCUGGUCAGGCUACACUUUUCAGGGAAGGCUCAUUCACUUCUGUGGUAUCUGCCCUUACAAAGGAGUCAACCGAUCCAAGGUCCAGCGUCACGCCCGGGUCCACACGGGAGACAAGCCGUUUGAAUGUGAUGUCUGCCACAAGCGGUUCUCCCAGAAGGACAACCUGAAGACGCACAUCGUGGGGGUCCACUACCGGGACCGGUACCAGGCUUCCAUGCCGACGCUGUCUUCCCCGAUGCCUUCCACGUCGUCCACCGUCCCGGCCGCCCAGUGACGCCGGGGUCGUCUCCUUCCUCGUUUUUACCAGGGUUGUUGUUCUCGUCGAUCACUUAACCGACAAUGUACAAACGUCAGUAUCAAACCGACCUAGGGUUUUUCUCACCAGUUGCCUGUUAAGAGGGUUCUUUCAUGUGCCUUACCAUUGUUAUAUCCCUUUUAUUUUUUGUGGUGUAUUGUUGAUUUUAUCAAUAAAGGGGUUGUUGUACA